GGCUCAAGGGCGAAGGGCAGGAUGGAAGCACAUGAGCACAAGCUUCCUACGUGGACGCUCUUUUUGGCUGUGUGCGCAGCCGGAAUUGGAGGGACUUUUCAAUAUGGGUACAACGUCUCCAUCAUCAAUGCCCCCACCGAGCACAUCCACAAGUUCCUCAACGAAACCUGGCAGAGCCGCUACCAGGCCGAGCUCAGCUCCGGCAUGCUGACUCUCCUCUGGUCCACCAUCGCGUCCAUCUUUUCCCUGGGGGGGCUCUUUGGGGCGCACCUCGGUGGCAGCAUGGCCAUCUGGCUGGGGAGGAAAGGAGCCCUUCUGAUAAAUAACUUCAUUGCUCUCCUGGCUGCCCUCCUGAUGGGAGUCAGUUUCUCCACGGGACUCUACGAGCUGCUGAUCGUUGGGAGGUUUUUGAUUGGCGUGAACACAGGCAUCGGCCUCUGCGUGCAGCCUCUCUAUAUCGGGGAGUCCGCCCCCAAACACCUGCGAGGAGCCAUGGCCAUGGGCAGCUCCAUCUUCCUGACCGGGGGCAUCCUGACUGGGCAGGUGGUGGGCUUAAGGGAGUUGCUUGGUGGAGCCGCAUACUGGCAUUUCCUGCUCUCCAGCUGUUGCUUCCCGGCCUUCGUCCAACUCUUCACCCUUCCCUGGUUCCCAGAAAGCCCCCGCUUCCUUUUCCUUGACAGAGGGGACGAGAUGAAGUGCAUCAAAGCACUGAAGCGCUUCCACGGCCCUUUGCACUACCAGAUGGAGAUGGAGGACAUCCAGAAAGAGCACUGCGCCCUCCGUGGGCAGAAGGCCAGGAAGCCAUGGGAACUCUUCACGGACCGCAGCAUCAGAUGGCAGCUCAUCAUCAUCAUCUUCAUGACCAUGGGCCAGCAGCUCAGCGGGAUCAAUGCGAUUUACUUCUACGCAGGUUAUGUUUUUGAGGAAACUGGGAUCCCCCAAGAAAAGAUCCCCUACGUGACUUUAGGCACCGGGGCUUGCGAGUGCCUCACCGCCCUCACCUGUGGCUUGCUGAUCGAGUCCAUGGGCAGGAGGGCCCUCAUCCUAGGCGGCUACUCCCUCAUGACCUUGUGGUGCGCAGUGCUGACCUUUUCCCUGACGUACCAGGUGUACACGUGGGUGCCGUACCUGAGCAUGGCCUGCUUAUUUGCCUUCAUCUUGAGCUUUGGGCUCGGACCAGGUGGAGUGACAAACAUUUUGACAGCUGAAUUGUUUACUCAGACUUCGCGACCUGCCGCUUACAUGAUAGCCGGAUCGGUGAGCUGGCUGAGCUUCUUCACCAUUGGAAUGCUCUUCCCCUUUAUCGUGAAAGGCCUCAAGCAGUACUGCUUCAUCGUGUUUAUGUUCGAGUGCUGUUUGGUUGCCAUUUUCCUGUUUUUUGUCGUUCCGGAGACGAAGAACAAAACUUUCCUGGAAAUUAAGAGAGAAUUUCACAGGCUCAACUUUGGCAGAACCAAGGAGCAAGAUGGGGAAUUGUGUGAGAGGAGGCAUCUCAGCAAUGAGUUCUAGGGGGUGACGUUGGCCAGAGAAUGUAAAUGUUAACAGACUCUGUGAGCAGGCCAAGUAGGGUAUACUCCAAGGGCAAGGCCCUUCUGUGAGUCCUGCUGGCUACAGUGGCAAAUGACCCUUGCUGCAGGCCAGGGGGAUUUCAGACUUCCCGCCCCUUUCUUCUUCAAUAAAUUUUAUA
Elgaria multicarinata webbii is the source of this 1687-nucleotide messenger RNA. RefSeq names its product solute carrier family 2, facilitated glucose transporter member 11-like. The coding region runs from base 22 to 1509 and encodes 495 amino acids. The transcript has 12 exons. Gene Ontology annotation, molecular function: hexose transmembrane transporter activity. Gene Ontology annotation, biological process: monosaccharide transmembrane transport. The record is from RefSeq and is a predicted model, not a curated record. Gene Ontology annotation, cellular component: plasma membrane. Lineage: Eukaryota; Metazoa; Chordata; Lepidosauria; Squamata; Anguidae.